This is a messenger RNA of Nymphaea colorata (pocket water lily), 1110 nucleotides long. Its product is annotated as probable carboxylesterase 17. The transcript has a single exon. The coding region runs from base 36 to 1046 and encodes 336 amino acids. Lineage: Eukaryota; Viridiplantae; Streptophyta; Magnoliopsida; Nymphaeales; Nymphaeaceae. Gene Ontology annotation, molecular function: hydrolase activity. The record is from RefSeq and is a predicted model, not a curated record.
UCAAGAUCUUUGUGUGCUGCAAGAGAGCUGCAGCCAUGGAGGUCAGUAACGGCGCAACCAAGACGGUGGCCUUGGAGUUCAAUGGCUUGGCCACGGCCUACAGCGACGGCUCGCUAUACCGCACCCCUCUGCCGACGGUCGAGCCUUACGAAGAACCGUUGGACGGCGUUGCUUGUAGAGACGUUCUAAUUAACAAAAUGACCGGAGUCAAGGUCCGGAUAUACCUGGCCUGCUCCGGCCGCGAGCCCCUAGCCAAGUCUCCUUUGCUCUUCUACUUCCACCCUGGUGGGUUCUGCUUGGGAUCGACAUCCUAUGUUGAGAUCCACAACUUCCUGCAGAGCCUGUGCAAGACGGCCAGAGCCAUGGUGGUGUCGGUCGACUACAGGAGGUCACCGGAGCACCGGCUUCCGGCCGCAUAUGACGAUUGCCUUGAUGCAAUUUCUUGGGUGGCCAAGGAAGAAGACCAGUGGAUCUCCAACUACGCCGACCUAACCAAGUGCUUUCUUUGCGGGGACAGCUCAGGCGGGAACAUCAUACAUCAAAUUAUCAUCCAGAUGGCGAGCCCAGCCGCAGAACUAAGGCCUAAGCUCGUUAUUAGAGGGUAUGUCCUAAUCCAGCCUUUCUUUGGGGGCGAGACCAAGACCGAGUAUGAGCUGAGUUGCGUCGAGCAAGGCGAGCCAUACGUGAUGUUGUCUAGUUGCUACGACAUGUUCUGGGAGCUGAGCUUGCCGGAGGGGGCAGACAGGGACAGCCCAUUUUGUAACCCGUGGGUGGGCUCGAUGGGCCAUCUGCCGCCAGGCGCGGCGGCCGCCAUGCUGGUCGCCGUGGCGGGGCUUGACUUGCUGAGGGAGAGGGGAUUGUCAUACGCCGAGCUCGCCAGGACCCAGAUGAACAUUAAAGACGUGGAGGUCAUGGUGGAGGAAGGGCAGUACCAUGGGUACCAUCUGUUACAGCUCGGCUCCCCCCAGUCCAAUCUUCUGAUAGACCGGAUCGCCCUGUUCAUGGACGCUCAUUCGGCCAAGUCCGAACAAGAUUCCUGUAGCUAAUUGCGUCCGUUCCUGUUUGACUCUUGUGUUCUGUCACUUUAAUGAAUAUCACAUGAUCAGACUC